This is a messenger RNA of Mycotypha africana, 4397 nucleotides long. RefSeq names its product P-loop containing nucleoside triphosphate hydrolase protein. Gene Ontology annotation, biological process: transmembrane transport. The transcript has 3 exons. The record is from RefSeq and is a predicted model, not a curated record. Gene Ontology annotation, cellular component: membrane. Gene Ontology annotation, molecular function: ATP hydrolysis activity; ABC-type transporter activity; ATP binding. Bases 167 to 4159 code for a protein of 1330 amino acids. Lineage: Eukaryota; Fungi; Mucoromycota; Mucoromycetes; Mucorales; Mycotyphaceae.
UGAAAGUUGAAUAUAAAUACAGAUCCACUGCCCUUAGAGAUCACAAAACCCUUUAUCUUUUGCCCUCUUCAUACCUCUACCUUAUUACGAAUCGAUCCACGAUACCUUGCUUAAAGCUUCACUCAUCCUUAAAACCUUUCUUAGAACAUAACCCAAUCAGUCUGCAAUGACAGAUCUGUCUGUAACAACGUCGCGAUCGUCGUCAGCUACUCCAACUAUCAAUGACGGUCAGAAACGAAGUAGUAACAAUCUAGAAGGUGUAACACCUUUAUCUUCUGUACACGAAGAGAAGCUUCUCAUGGAAGAAAUUGCCGCAAUUCCUAUCAAAGAAAUGGAAUCUAGAAAACAGGAGGAAGGCAAUGAGAAGAAGAAAAAGAAGAAAGGAAAGAAAGAGAAACAAUCCUCAGUUCCUAUCUAUGAGCUUUUCAGAUUUGCCACGAAGACAGAACUCCUGAUGAUUUUUAUUUCAUUGCUUUUUUCAAUGGGCAUUGGUGCUUUACAACCUGUAACAAUAAUUAUUUUCGGCCAAUUCAUGGCCACAAUUUCUGAUGCAAUGAUCAAGAUGGAUAUGGCACAGUUGGCUCAUGACGCGCAGCCUCUUAUCUUAACCUUUGUCUAUAUGGGAACUGGUGUACUUUUUGCUGCCUAUAUUGGUAACUGUUUUUGGAUUCUCACUGGCGAAAACCAAACACGUCGCAUUAGAUCACUUUAUGUACACGCUAUCCUUCGUCAGGAAAUGGCUUGGUUCGAUAAAGCUGAAGAGGGAUCUUUAACAACCCGUCUAGCUACUGAUACUCAACUGAUCCAGGACGGUAUCUCAGAAAAAUUCGGCUUAUUCGUUCAAUGUUUUGCUCAGUUCAUUGCUGGUUUCGUCGUAGCUUUUGUUAAGGGUUGGAGAUUAGCAGUUGUCAUUCUUGCCACAAUUCCCCUGCUGGCUGGAGCUGGAGGUUUCAUGGGUUGGGCUAUUACAAAGUUCACCGUCAAGGCUCAAGAUUCAUAUGCUGAAGCUGGUUCUGUUGCCGAACAAGUAUUUGCAGGUAUCCGUACCGUUUAUUCCUUCUCACUUCAAAAUCGAUUUGCCAAAUUAUAUGAGAUAAAGAUUGCAAAAGCAAUGCAAAUUGGUGUCAAGCGUGGUCGUGUCCUUGGCCUUGGUUUUGGAUUUUUCAUGUUUAUUUUGUUUUGCACUUAUGGUCUCUCAUUCUGGUAUGGUGCUAAGCUCUCGCAAGACCACCUUAUGGAAGUUUACGAUGUUCCGGUCGUCUUUUUUGCUAUGAUUAUUGGUGCCAUUUCCUUACUGCAAUUGCCUCCGAAUCUUUCGGCCGUUUCUACUGCUUGCGGUGCUGCUUACAAGAUUUAUGCUACUAUUGAUCACACACCUUCGAUUGAUGUUGAUCAGAAGAAUGGCUUAGCCCCUGAAAAGUUUGUUGGCCACAUUGAAUUUAAGGACGUUAAAUUCAGUUACCCUACUCGUCCUGAUAUUACUAUUUUAAAGAAACUCAACCUUAAAAUCAAGCCUGGUAUGACUGUCGCUUUCGUUGGUCCAUCUGGCUCUGGUAAAUCCACAAGUGUCCAGCUUCUUCAGCGUUUCUAUGAUCCUUUGGAGGGUGCUGUCAUGCUUGACGGUCAUGAUUUGAAGGAUUACAAUGUUGCAUGGCUCCGCAGUAAAAUUGGUGUUGUUUCUCAAGAGCCUGUCUUGUUCAACAUGUCUAUCAAACAAAACCUGCUCAUGGGUGUUACCGAAGAAGUCACUAAUGAAGAUAUUGUUGCUGCCUGUAAGAAAGCCAGUUGUCAUUCCUUUAUCUCUCAGCUCCCUGAUGGUUAUGAAACCCUCGUAGGAGAGCAUGGUGGUAUGCUCUCAGGUGGUCAAAAGCAACGAAUUGCUAUUGCUCGUGCUAUUCUCAAAAACCCUUCCAUUCUUUUAUUGGAUGAAGCAACCUCCGCUUUGGAUACCCAGUCAGAACGUUUGGUGCAGGCUGCUUUGGAUGCUGCUGCUGCUGAUCGUACUACUAUUGUCAUUGCUCAUCGUUUAUCAACGAUCAGAAAUGCCGACCUCAUCGUUGUUAUGCAAGCUGGUGAUUUGGUUGAACAAGGUACCCAUAAUGAACUUCUUGCUCUGAAUGGCGUUUACGCCGAGCUUGUCAGAAAACAAGAAAUCUCUACAAAGCAAACCGACGGUGGACCAGAUGAACUGGAUUCUGACGAACUAUUGAGACGUGAACAAAUGGAGAUUCAAGCCGAGAAGAAGCGUCUGCAGGAUCAAGCUUCGAAUGAAAAAGAGACUACAGUAAACCUAUUUAAGACUACUAGUCGUGCCUCUGUUGAUGCUUAUGAAUUGAAGUUGAAAAAAGAAAAAGAAGAACGCAAAAUAGCAAUGAAACAAAAGGUCCCACUAGGCAAAGUUUUGAAGCAAAUGCGCUCUGAAUGGCCAUUGAUGGGUGUGGGUAUUGUUGGUGCAGCUCUUGCUGGUGCAGUAUUCCCUUGCUUUGCUUUCAUACUUUCUCAAGUUAUCAGUCAAUUCCUCGCUCCUAAUAGGCCAAUUCCUGGCCCGAUGGAAGGUACCAAUCUCUACGCCUUUUUGUUCGUUGUUCUUGGUAUUGCUUCUUUCAUUGGCUUCACUACCCAAAUCAUUGCUUUUGAAACUGCUGGUGAACGCUAUACUUGUCGUCUCCGUGCUGCUAUCUUCCGUGCUUUCAUGAGACAAGAAGUAGGGUUUUUUGACAAUGAUGAUAACUCUCUGGGUUCUCUCACAUCCAAACUUGCCAUUGAUUCCAAAAAUGUCAAUGAAUUAGUCACCAAAACGUGGGGUGAUGUCACUCAACUGAUAGUUACUGCUAUUACUGGCUUGGUCAUAGCCUUUACACAAAGCUGGAUGUUGACUUUAAUUAUUCUUUGUAUGGCGCCUUUUAUUGCUUUUGCCACCUUUUAUGAAUCUAAGAUUCAGCGUGGAUUUGAAGAUAAAACCAAGAAAGCUAACGAACAGAGUGGUGAAGUUGCUGGUGAAGCUAUCAAGGAAAUUCGUACGGUUGCUGGCCUCAACAAACAAUCACACUUCGAAACCAAAUACCACAAUGCUACCGAGCGUCCUCACCGUCUUGCUCAACGCAAGGCUAUUAUGUCCUCUGUAGGUUAUGCUCUUCAACAAGGUAUUACUAUUUAUACAAACGCUGUUGCCUUUUAUGCUGGUGUGCAACUCAUGUGGCACCAUAAUUUGACUUUUGAUAAAAUGUUCACUUGCAUGAUGACUAUCAUGAUUACUGCUCAAGGUGUUGGUCGUGCUUCUGUUUUCACCACCACUUUUGCCAAAGCCAAGUACUCUGCCAUUGCCGCUUUUGAGAUUCUUGAACGUGAGCCUAAAAUUGAUCCUGACCUCGAAGGUAUUGAGCCAGCUCUUUCUCAAAUCAAGGGUGAAGUCGAUUUUGAAAACGUUGCUUUCCGCUAUCCUGCUCGUCCUGAUGUACCUAUUUUCAGUGGGGAGUUUAAUCUCCAUGGUAAGGCUGGGCAAACUGUUGCUUUGGUCGGCCCGUCUGGCUGCGGUAAAUCCACUACUAUUGGUAUGCUUCAAAGAUGGUAUGAUCCUAGUGCUGGUAAUGUUCGCUUCGAUGAUACCAAUGUUAAAAAAUAUUCCCUGGGCAACCUCCGUAGCCACAUGGCCCUUGUUGGUCAAGAGCCAGUUCUAUUCGACAUGACAAUUGGUGAGAAUAUCCGUUUUGGUGUCGACGAAGAUAAAUCGAUUACACAAGAAGAUGUUGAAGCUGCGGCCAAGGCUGCCAAUAUCCAUAUGUUCAUCAGUAGUCUUCCCAAGGGCUAUGAUACACGUGUUGGUGAUAAGGGCUCUCAACUAUCUGGCGGUCAGAAGCAACGUAUUGCGAUUGCUCGUGCUUUGAUUCGUAAGCCUAGACUUCUUCUUCUAGAUGAAGCAACAUCAGCUCUUGACAGCGAAAGUGAAAAGCUUGUGCAAGCUGCUAUUGAUAAUAUUUUGGAAGAAGGUGGUCGUACUACUAUCACCAUUGCUCAUCGUUUGUCAACUAUUCAAAAUGCUGAUCUGAUAUGUGUCGUCAAAAAUGGCCGUGUUAUUGAACAAGGAACACAUUGGGAGCUCCUUAAACUUAAUGGCACAUACAGUGAACUGGUCUAUCAGCAAUCCCUCAAUGCAAAUUAAUUAAUUGAGUGGGUUACCACUACUUACUUCUGAAUUGUUAAUUCUCAAAACUUUUGAUCCUACCUCUUAUUUCAUAGAUUACAUCUUAUAUAUACGUAUAUAUUUCCUAAUUUAUAUACCUCACUAUUUAUGCUUCCUUCUCUGCUACAAAAGUGUACAAUAGCUUUUUCAAUGUACAAAGUACUAUAUAAAUAACAAAUAGUUUCAAGAACGUCAUUAUCACCUUGCGGAUAAAAAC